AUGGCGACCGCCGAUUCAACUCUGCAGGAUCCUCUCCUUGCACUCCGCCGAGCCAUUGCUGCCGGGACUCUGCCAACACCAUCCACCUCCGGCGAACUCUCUGACCAAUAUGCGACAGAGGAUCUAGCUGAAGCCACCCACCUCUACUUCUCGCAACCGUCUCCUCAAGCUCUCCCUUUGAAUGCGCCUACGCGGUUUGUCUCAGCAGUAUCAAAUGCGGCUGUCGAUCUACGCAGCAUCUUCUUUGCCUGGCAAAAGAAGGAUGUCGCGAUCCCCGAGUACAUUGCCUCCGCGCAAGAGAUCAGCGAAGCUCUGAAGCAGAAGGGAAAAGAGGAAACAGUACAAAAUUUGGUUUUCGUCGAGCGUCUGGAGCUUAUUACCUACCUGGAAGGCGCUGCUGAUGACAGUGAAUACAUCAAGCCUCUCGAAGGAGCCGCCGCCGCCGCCGCCGCCGCUGCCGCUGCUGGCGCAGCUCAAGCACAAGCGGCAGCUGGAAUUGCAUCUGGUGCAACAGGUGUUCCGUCGGCGCCAGCCGGCUCGGCUCAGACGGGCACGCAGGGUGGUCGUCCACAGAAGCCUAUUGACCCUCGUCUACAAGAGAUCUACAAUGGAGAACGGAAGACAGGUGACCGCAACAGCGUGCUCCGGGGUAUCAAACAAACAGACUUCUCCCAUGUUCGCAAGAGCGCCGAGGUCUUCCUCGACCGCAAGAACUCUCGACCAGGCCAGCCCAGCGCUAAACCGACCAAGCCUGUCAUUCCAGCGCCAUCAGCCGGUCUCUCGGUGACCUCGUCUCGGAAGUCCAACGCUCGCCCCGACCCUAUCAUCCUGCUCUCCCCCUCCGCCUCUUCCCUCAUCCGCAUGUCAAAUAUCAAAUCAUUUCUCCAAGAUGGCGUUUUUGUGCCACCUGACCACCCAACCCUCAGCACCUCAACGGAUGCCAACUUCAUGGAGCUCAGGCGUCCAAUUCGCAUCAAAUCCGACCCCAGCAAUCCCAAUGCCAGCACUCUCGGCUCUCGUAACGCCCGUGGCGUUAAGCCUACCAAGUUCAUUCUCGUCGACGGCACCACGAACUUCAAGCCUGAGUACUGGUCCCGACUUGUGGCUGUUUUCACAACCGGUCAGACCUGGCAAUUCAAGUCGUACAAAUGGUCAUCGCCUCCAGAGCUCUUCAAACAUGCCACGGGUAUCUAUGUUGGAUGGCGCGGCGAAGAGAUCCCUGCGAACGUAAAGGGAUGGGGACGAGGCGUGGAGAGCUUCGGGAUCGAGCGCUGGGAUGAGAAGAGUGGAGUCAAUGGCGGUGGACGCUGGAGAGAUCGAGAGGUUGUGGAGGGUAUCUGGUCAGCGAUCGAAGAGGGCAUGAGGCUGCGCGGAUGGGGGUCGAAGUAG
Penicillium chermesinum is the source of this 1389-nucleotide messenger RNA. RefSeq names its product RNA polymerase II accessory factor CDC73 family protein. Gene Ontology annotation, molecular function: RNA polymerase II complex binding. Lineage: Eukaryota; Fungi; Ascomycota; Eurotiomycetes; Eurotiales; Aspergillaceae. Bases 1 to 1389 code for a protein of 462 amino acids. The transcript has 2 exons. The record is from RefSeq and is a predicted model, not a curated record. Gene Ontology annotation, biological process: transcription elongation by RNA polymerase II; positive regulation of transcription elongation by RNA polymerase II. Gene Ontology annotation, cellular component: Cdc73/Paf1 complex.